This is a messenger RNA of Chiroxiphia lanceolata (lance-tailed manakin), 1136 nucleotides long. RefSeq names its product interleukin-1 receptor antagonist protein-like. Lineage: Eukaryota; Metazoa; Chordata; Aves; Passeriformes; Pipridae. Gene Ontology annotation, molecular function: interleukin-1 receptor binding; cytokine activity. Gene Ontology annotation, biological process: cytokine-mediated signaling pathway; cellular response to lipopolysaccharide; positive regulation of gene expression. The record is from RefSeq and is a predicted model, not a curated record. The coding region runs from base 165 to 743 and encodes 192 amino acids. The transcript has 4 exons.
AUGAGUAGGGUGGGGGGUCCCACGGGUGAGAGCGGGGACCCCCGGCAGGGCUCGGCGGGCCGGGAGGGGAAGCGGAACCGUGGUGGUUGUUACGCCACUGGGAGCCCCCCACCCCCGCAGGACUGGCAUUUCGAGGGGGUUAUAAGGGCGGGGGUGCUGGGCUGAUGUUGGGGUGCCAGAAGGUGCCAGGGUGGCUCCGGAGCACCAUGGCCAGCGCCCUCACCCUCUCCCUCUUCCUCCUCCUCUGCGCAGAGGCUGAAGGCUUCUCCCCCUGCCAGGCACCCACCCUGCAGACCAAGGUGUUCCAGUACCGGCUCUGGGAUGUGAACCAGAAGUCGCUGUACCUGCGGGAUGACCAACUGCUGGCCGGGCACCUGCAAGGGGCCAACGCCGCCCUGGAAGAGAAGGUGUUCUGGGUACCCAACCGCGCCUUCGAGCCCACCCGGCUCCCCGUCAUCCUGGGCAUCCGCAACGGCACCCGCUGCCUCGCCAGCCACCCCAAAAACAGCACCACCCCGGCACUGCAGCUGCAGGCCGUGGACAUCCGGGAGCUGCCCCACACUGGGGAGGCCUCGGCCGCCUUCACCUUCUUCCGCUCCUACAAGGACGGGCUGUGGCGCUUCGAGUCCGCUGCCAACCCCGGCUGGUUCCUCUGCACCGCUGCCCGGGGCCACCAGCCCCUGGCGCUGUCCCGCAGCCACGAUGCCACCCACCUGCUCGACUUCUACUUCCAGCUCUGCUGAGCCCCCCUGCCACAGCCAUGGGGACACUCCCAACUGGGAACAGGGACGUCCUCAGCCUGGGGACAGUGGCACCUCCCCCAGGAUAGUGCCAGCCCCUUGGGGAGGGUGACAUCCCCACCCAGGUUGGUGACAUCCUCACCCCGAGGAUGGUGCCAGCCCCCUGGCGAAGGUGACAUUCCACUGGGGAAAGUGACAUCCUCACUCCAGGAUAGGUGCCAUCCCCCCAGGAUGGUGCUGUCCCCUUCGGAAGGGUGUCAUCCUCCCCAGGAGAGUGACAUCCUCAGCCCCGGGCUGGUGCCACCACCCUCCCACCACCUCCGACAGUGCCAUCCCCGCGGGGACAGCGCCGUCCUCCCCCCUGCGCCGCUGAGGCAAUAAAGAUGCUCAGGCCAG